AUGCUGUCGCUGCUGUCGCUGCUGCCGCCGCCGCCGCCGCCGCUGCCGCUGCUGCCGCCGCCGCCGCCGGUCCUGCUUUUGCUUUUACUUCUCCUGCAUGACAGUUGUUUUCUCCAUCUCAGCAGACACCAGCUUCAGAUGCUCGAGGUGAGGGACAUGCCUUUCAGUUUGGGCUCCUGGUUUACUUAA
Molecule: messenger RNA, 189 nt
Organism: Cynocephalus volans (Philippine flying lemur)
Lineage: Eukaryota; Metazoa; Chordata; Mammalia; Dermoptera; Cynocephalidae
Exons: 1
Coding region: 1-189 (62 amino acids)
Source: RefSeq, a predicted model, not a curated record